Molecule: messenger RNA, 1439 nt
Organism: Onthophagus taurus
Lineage: Eukaryota; Metazoa; Arthropoda; Insecta; Coleoptera; Scarabaeidae
Gene: Tektin-C
Product: Tektin C
Biological process (GO): cilium assembly; cilium movement involved in cell motility
Cellular component (GO): nucleus; microtubule cytoskeleton
Source: RefSeq, a predicted model, not a curated record
GAUCAAUUCAUGUCAAGUCCCUGACAAUUUUCUUUGAUAAUAAUUUUUCUUCAGUAAAAAAAUGAAAGAAGUAAAGGUAAAACCAACUCAAACACUUUAUACAAAUAAUGUAGUUGCGGUCCCUCCACCACCACCAAGAUUUAGUUUAAAUGAAUGGUACUUGAAUAAUCGUCAAAGAUACCGAGCUUGUGAAGAUCAACAAGCUUUAGCAGAUAAAAUCUUAGCAGAAUGUGAAAGGGUGCGAGAUGAAGUUAAAGAAAGAACACUUUUAAAUAAACGCGAGGUCGAUCAUAAAAUCAACGAAAAAAUUCAAGAUAUAGAAUUCAAUAAACAUGAAAUCGAUCGUCAAAGAAAAGUGGUUUGUAGUGAAAUCGAAUGUUUAACAUUGUACAAAGAACGUAUUAUGGAUGCUAUGGCUUCAUUAAAAGACCAGUCGAUGAGGAUUUGUAAGAAAUGUUUAAUUUUUAGGGAAGGAAGAAUAGGAAUUGAUUUGUGCCAUGAUGACGUAGAAAGAGAACUUUUAAAAGAAAUUGAUGUAAUCGAAGGGGCCAACAAAUUACUUGUUAGAGUUUUAGAACAAGCCAAUGAACAAGUAAGAAGAUUAAGAUCCACUAUUUAUUUUAUGGAUCGAGAUAGUGAAGAUAAAGAUAACGUUUUGAAAAUAGAUGGGCAUAACCUUAGUUUAAAUGAAAACAGUAUGAAUUUGAGUUUGUAUUAUGGAUAUUCACCAUUAGAUGUGGCUACAAUAACCGUCGAAGAAUGGGAGAUAGCAACAACAAAAAAUAUUGAAAGAGCAGCUAAAGAAAUAAACAGCGCUCGACCUUUAAGAGCUUACGUGGAUGUUAUUUUAAAACAGGUAAUUGAUGAUUUGGUUGGACAAUAUCAUACUGUAAACGACGCAUUUCGACGACGUAUUGAAGAAACGAAAGAAUCUAAAUAUAAAUUGGAAAUACAACAUUUAGAAGUUGUUCGUCAAGUGAACGAAAUGACACGAAACAUAACGGAUCUUGAGAAAGCCAUAGCUGAUAAAGAAGGCUUUAUGGCUUUAGCUCAUACCAGAUUGGGAAAUCGCGCUCAAAGACCGGGUGCGGAACUUUGCAGGGAUUUGGUUGAAACAAAUUUGGUGAACGAAGUUCGGGAAUUACGCCACAACACUCAUACUUUACAACAUAUGUUGUCUGAAGCUCAAGCUUCUCUUCGGUAUUUAUUAAAGAUACAAAUUCAACUUGAAGAGGAUAUUAACAUUAAAACGAACACUUUGAAAAUUGAUGAAGUUGAUUGUAUGACACUUCGUCAAAGCAUGGAUUAUCACGCUUAUUAAUUAAAAAUGAAUGUAAUAGCACAUAGCUUAAAAAUAGACAUAAAUCAUUGUGUGUUUUGCACUUUUAUAUGGCGUGUCGUCUUUUGGAUUUCUUUAAAUAAAAUUAACAUCAAUAAUA